Messenger RNA from Etheostoma cragini (Arkansas darter), 3205 nucleotides. It is a transcript of the gene cherp, whose product is annotated as calcium homeostasis endoplasmic reticulum protein. The transcript has 21 exons. Bases 162 to 2912 code for a protein of 916 amino acids. The record is from RefSeq and is a predicted model, not a curated record. Gene Ontology annotation, molecular function: RNA binding. Gene Ontology annotation, cellular component: perinuclear region of cytoplasm. Lineage: Eukaryota; Metazoa; Chordata; Actinopteri; Perciformes; Percidae. Gene Ontology annotation, biological process: intracellular calcium ion homeostasis; RNA processing.
UGUGGACAACACCGCUGUUUCGUGGUGCGGUUUCUGUGUAAUAGUACUUCCGGUGUAGGUUCCGGGGGCAAUUUCGUGAAUUUAGUAACACAUAAACCGAGUUGACUGAUAUUUGGACUAUUCAUUAAAGUGCAGCGGGUUUGCUGUACCUGAAGCCAAACAUGGAUAUCCCAAAUCCCCCCGAAGAUCAAGAACUGAAGAAUGUCAUUGACAAGCUGGCGCAGUUUGUCGCUCGGAACGGGCCAGAGUUUGAAAAGAUGACAAUGGAGAAACAGAAGGACAACCCUAAGUUCUCCUUUCUCUUUGGGGGAGACUACUUCAGCUACUACAAGUGCAAGCUCGCUAUAGAGCAACAGCAGCAUCCCUCUACCCAAGAUGGGGAAGAGUAUAUAUCUGAAGAAAUGUACAACCCGGGUGCCAAAGACGCGGUUGAUAUCCCUCCAUCGAUGCCGAUGAUUGCUCCGCCUCCCAUUCCUCCACCUGCCGUGCCCUCUAUGGAUGAUCUCAUCCAACAGAGCCUAUGGAAUCUGCAGCAACAGGAGCAGCAUAUGCACACACUCAGACAGGAACAAGUGACUGCAGCCAUAUCUCUGGCAAUGGAGCAGCAGACCCAAAAAAUGCUGCUGGAAACUCAGUUGGACAUCACAGAGUUUGACAACCUCCUGCAGCCCAUUAUAGACACCUGCACCAAAGACGCCAUCUCUGGCGGUAAAAACUGGAUGUUCAACAACGCCAAGUCUCCACUGCACUGUGAACUGAUGACAUCACAUCUUCGCAACCGCAUCAUUGCUGAUGGAGCGCAUUUUGAGCUCCGCCUACAUCUCAUCUAUUUAACCAAUGACGUUCUCCAUCACUGCCAGCGGAAGCAGCAGAAGGAUUUGUUGGCAGCGCUGCAGAAAGUUGUGGUUCCCAUCUAUUGCACCAGCUUUCUGGCUGUAGAGGAAGAAAAGCAGCAGAAGAUCACCAGGUUGUUGCAGCUGUGGGAGAAGAACGGUUACUUUGAUGAGGAAACCAUUCAGCAGCUCCAGAAUCCAGCACUGGGGCUCGGCCAGUACCAAGCGUCUCUGAUAACAGAGUAUGCUGUGGCGGUGCAGCCAAUCCAGCUGGCCUUCCAGCAGCAGAUUCAGGCUUUGAAGACACAGCACGAUGAGUUUGUUUCCAGCCUGAAGCAGCAGCCACAGCCUGCCCCUGUAGCGCCGCUAGCUACCCCUGCUGAGCCUGAAAAGGCCCCACCUAUGACCACAAAAGCUGGGGAUGUGAAGCCUCCCAUGUCGGGUCCUCCUCCAGGGGACUUUGAUGGACCCUCAUCCAGACCACAGGACCCCAGCAACCCCAGUGGACCCUCAGAUAUCCCCUCUAACAAACCUGGGUGGUAUGACCCUCAGCACAUAGGCCCCUGGAACCCCAACCAGCCGCCUCCUUUUGACCCAAACCAGCCCCCCCCUCCCUGCCCUCCCUGGAACAGCCAUGAGGGGAUGUGGAAUGACCAGAGGGACCCAGGAAACUGGAGCGGGGGUCCACCCAGAGAAGGAGGCCCCUGGAGCGGUCCAGGUGGGUCUGACCCAGGCCCUCCUUCUUGGAACUCAUAUGAACAGCAGCCACCAUGGGGGAACCAGCCUGAUCAACCUCCAUGGGGUCAGAGGGAGCCCCCAUUUCCUCCACGCAUGCAGAGACCUCCCCAUUUCAGAGGGCCUUUCCCUCCUCACCAGCAGCCACCUCCUUUCAACCAGCCUCCACCACCGCACAGUUUCGGACGCUUCCCGCCACGCUUUAUGCAGGACGACUUCCCUCCCAGACACCACUAUGACCGGCCGCCGUACACCCCGCACCGCUUCGACUACGCUCAGGGAGAAUAUCCCGGAGCUGAGUGCAGAGACAUACCAGGUCCUCCCCCCCACCACCAUCCCAGUCAGAGGCUCCCUCCCCCAGGUAUGGGGGCCGAACAUCCUCCCUGGGGUGGAGGCCAGCACCCGGAUUUUGGCCCACCCCCACACGGCUUCAACGGCCAUUCCCCCCACAUGCGUCAUCGCCAGCAUCCAGUCCAGGACGACCCCAGUCUGGUGCCUAACGUACCAUACUUUGACCUACCUGCUGGUUUAAUGGCUCCUCUGGUCAAACUGGAGGACUGUGAUUACAAACCUCUGGACCCCAAAGAUAUCCGGUUGCCCCCUCCCAUGCCACCCAGCGAUCGCCUGCUAGCUGCUGUGGAAGCUUUCUACAGCCCUCCAUCCCAUGAUCGGCCAAGGAACAGUGAAGGCUGGGAGCAGAACGGCUUGUACGAGUUCUUCAGGGCCAAGUUUAGAGCCAGGCGGAAAAAGGGACAGGAGAAACGCAACAGUGUCCGUGGAGGCAGUCGCUCCAGAAGUCACAGCCGAGGGAGAUCUUCGUCUCGCUCCAGCUCUCGCUCCUCAAAGUCCUCCAGGUCGAGGUCCCGCUCGUCUCGCUCCCACUCCCGCAGCCGCUCUCGCUCCUACUCACGCUCCAGGUCCAGGAGUAGAUCCAGGUCCUCUCGGAGUCGCUCUGGCUCCAGAUCCCGUUCCCAUUCACCCGCCAAGAAACAACAUGGCCCCAAAUCCCAGAGCUCCUCCCCUCCCUCCACAUCAGUGAUUGGUGUCCCUCCCUCCAAACCAAUAUCAGAUAUGAGGUUAGGGGAGGAGAAUAAGGGCCAUCAGCUGCUAAUGAAGAUGGGCUGGAGUGGUUCAGGUGGUUUGGGGGCCAAAGAACAGGGCAUCCAGGACCCCAUCAAAGGAGGAGACAUCAGGGAUAAGUGGGACCAGUACAAAGGUGUGGGGGUGUCCCUGGACGACCCUUAUGAGAACUAUCGCAGGAACAAGAGCUACAACUUUGUUGCACGGAUGAAGGCACGAGAGGAAGUUAAUCGUGAACCAUCUGAGGCCCCUCCAGCUGAGUGAUGUCAUCAAAUAGCGUCAAACAACUCCUCAUCUCCCCUGUCACCGCCUCCACCAAGGAUCUGAGUUUCACUGUCAGUUUUUAAUCCUGAAUAGAUAGAUGGAUGGAUUAAUGUUCUUUUUUGACCACAAACGGACAUUAUUUUGAUACUUAUUUUCAUGGAAGUAGUCAUUCUAUGGCAAUGUGAGUCUGUCAUUUUGUUUUAGUAUUAUAAUGAAUCCCACAAAACAAAAAGUCAUGAAUAUGAAAUCAGCAUUUUUUUCUCUAGAAAGGCACUGUUGAUACAUAACCUAAC